AUGCUUCCAAGGAUCGAAGUAAUUGCGGAAACGUUUAUAGUUAGCAUGACUGAUUACACAUAUAAUCACACAAAUUCCAUCAAUAAUACUGGCCUUUAUGGACGAAGAGUGAAUAAUUAUAACAAGCUUGCAAACAAAAUAAUAGCAAAUUCGCUUGAUAAUACAAGUUCCUCACAACCAUACACCUACGAACAUAUUUUUUCGGUUUCAAAAUAUGUUUUUCGGAUUAUCACCACCUACGAAGCACGUGAUACACAUGCUUUUUCGGUUUCUUGGUCAACCGGCCCCAUUCAUCCACCUACCAAAACACAAGAAGUGUUUCUCG
Molecule: messenger RNA, 325 nt
Organism: Funneliformis geosporum
Lineage: Eukaryota; Fungi; Glomeromycota; Glomeromycetes; Glomerales; Glomeraceae
Source: the annotation of a GenBank genome assembly